GACAGCGUACUUAUCCAAGUAAGCACUUGUUUAGGAGUGACUUGUUUUGAGUAAACACACACAGCACACUUGAUUUUCGCCGCGUAUAUAGUGGAUCGAGUUAUAUUAUUAGUUACAUUAGAAAUCGAAAAAUAAAAAUUGUGUUUCCAUGGCUUUUGAAGAUCGUUCGAGUCCAAAUGCGGCUCCCAGUCCGGAAACAACUGAUAACAACAUGACCAUCAACUCACCAAAUUCCCCGGAAUCCACAAGAACAUCACCCUACACUUGCACCACCAUCACCCAACAAGAAGGUACCAAUAGAAUGUUUUUGGUUAACUCAAAUUCCACACAACAAAAAAUCAAUCAUCAAAAUUUCUUUAGUAUCGCCUCGUUUUUAUCCAGUCCGAAAAGUAAUCACGACGAAUCUUUGUCCGUAUCCCCAUCAACAUCACCAUCAAUAACACCAACGACAACCCCCAUGUCAACCCCAUCGACAACUCCAAUUUCAACCCCAACAGCAACAGAAAUUAAAGAAACAUUACCAAAACCAGGAAUUUUCUCCCAAUUUCUUUCCAAUGAGAAACGAGAGUUUCUCUUCAGAGCCAGUUUACCAUUUCCUUCAUAUCCAAGAUCACCCAGUACCGAUUCGAUGGUUUCUUACAACCCCUCGGAAUCAUCAAACUCGCCACCUCCCCAAAAAAAUGACGAAGAACCAACGAUCCAGACGCUAAAGUAUUCAAUCAGAAACAUUCUUCAACCGGAUUUUGGAAAAUCCGCUGUACAAAAAAUUAAGACAUCUCCAAAAAUCAGUUUUAAACCAUACGAAAAUGAAAAGAAAACACAAGCACCGUUAGGAAGUUUAUGUCAGACGGUUUCACAAAUUGGUAAAGUCCAAGAUGUGCCAAGAAUUAAAAGCCCGGAAAGUAAUAAAUCGAUGACGUCUUCUGGGGAAGAAGGUGGCAAAAGCGAGGAUGGCAAGGUUCCUCCUGUUUGGCCCGCUUGGGUGUAUUGUACGAGAUAUUCUGAUCGACCCAGUUCAGGUCCAAGAUCAAGAAGACUUAAAAAACCAACUAAAGCUCCAGGGGAAGAUAAAAGACCAAGAACGGCGUUUUCUGGUGCUCAAUUGGCGAGGUUAAAACACGAAUUUAAUGAAAAUCGGUACUUAACUGAAAGACGACGUCAACAGUUAAGUCAAGAAUUGGGUUUGAAUGAGGCUCAGAUUAAAAUUUGGUUUCAAAAUAAACGGGCGAAAAUAAAGAAGGCCUCCGGUCAGAAAAAUCCUUUAGCACUUCAAUUGAUGGCUCAAGGACUGUAUAAUCACUCAACGGUUCCCUGUGAUGAAGAUGAUAUGCCCCUUACGAAUUAAUUGAUUAAAUUAAUUAAUUAAAAAAAAAUAUUGGGAAAAGCAAAAAUGAAAUGUUC
Messenger RNA from Onthophagus taurus, 1401 nucleotides. Its product is annotated as homeobox protein engrailed-1a. Gene Ontology annotation, cellular component: nucleus. The record is from RefSeq and is a predicted model, not a curated record. Gene Ontology annotation, biological process: neuron differentiation; multicellular organism development; regulation of transcription by RNA polymerase II. NCBI's taxonomy places the organism in Eukaryota, Metazoa, Arthropoda, Insecta, Coleoptera, Scarabaeidae. Gene Ontology annotation, molecular function: RNA polymerase II cis-regulatory region sequence-specific DNA binding; DNA-binding transcription factor activity, RNA polymerase II-specific.